Messenger RNA from Magallana angulata, 1031 nucleotides. RefSeq names its product histone H3. The transcript has a single exon. Gene Ontology annotation, molecular function: protein heterodimerization activity; structural constituent of chromatin; DNA binding. The record is from RefSeq and is a predicted model, not a curated record. NCBI's taxonomy places the organism in Eukaryota, Metazoa, Mollusca, Bivalvia, Ostreida, Ostreidae. Gene Ontology annotation, cellular component: nucleosome. Bases 497 to 907 code for a protein of 136 amino acids.
AAUGCGACUCGACCUUUUAGGGUAUACAUAUACAUUAUAUCAGUUAUGAAUUUGAUGGAUGUAUUUAACGGAUUAUAGGGCCUACAUGUAUGCAUUGAGUUGCUAUGAGUUGUUGAUUUUAAUCUGAUUAUGAACAUGAAAAUCGCUGAAUAGUUUUAAAGACAUGUAUAUGUUGUAUUUCUAUCGAAAUUUGCUGUUAGUCUUAUACUGGUUGCUUUUCUGUAUCUCUUAAAUUCAAAUUUCACCGAUAUACGCCUAAUUUUCUAAGUUCACAAAUUCUGUGCAAAAGCCGGAUUGAAAUGAUUUUGCACCGGGCCAAUGGGCACGAGUUAUUACCGACUAAUCACAGGCCAGCUCUCUCAGUUAGGAUAACCAAUGGCAAUGGUCGUUAGUGAGGGCGCGGUGAUUUUGAAGGCAGACCUGUUAUUCAUCGACUCGGUAUAAAAUUUAUACAGAGAGCGAUCUGCCUCAUUCAUUCAUUUGACACUCGUCGAAGAUGGCUCGUACAAAGCAGACUGCAAGAAAAUCUACCGGAGGAAAGGCUCCACGUAAACAACUGGCUACCAAGGCCGCCCGUAAGAGCGCCCCAGCCACUGGUGGAGUCAAGAAACCCCACAGAUACAGGCCCGGAACCGUCGCUCUCCGUGAGAUCAGGAGAUACCAGAAAAGCACAGAGUUGCUCAUCAGGAAAUUGCCCUUCCAGCGUCUGGUCCGUGAGAUUGCUCAGGACUUCAAGACUGAUCUGCGAUUCCAGAGCUCCGCCGUCAUGGCUCUCCAGGAAGCCAGCGAAGCUUACCUUGUUGGACUCUUUGAGGACACCAACUUGUGCGCUAUCCACGCCAAGAGAGUCACCAUCAUGCCAAAAGACAUCCAGCUUGCCAGACGUAUCCGUGGCGAGAGAGCUUAAAUUUCUUUGUCUCUGACAAAUACAAAACGGCCGUUUUCACGGCCACCUAAACUUUUAGAAAAGAUGCCUAUAUUACAAUCAAUGAAGACUACAAUUCAACGAAAUUGCACAAGUAAAAAGUGCA